This is a messenger RNA of Polypterus senegalus (gray bichir), 2931 nucleotides long. RefSeq names its product cytoplasmic dynein 1 intermediate chain 2. The record is from RefSeq and is a predicted model, not a curated record. Gene Ontology annotation, cellular component: cytoplasmic dynein complex. Lineage: Eukaryota; Metazoa; Chordata; Cladistia; Polypteriformes; Polypteridae. Bases 148 to 2085 code for a protein of 645 amino acids. Gene Ontology annotation, molecular function: dynein light chain binding; dynein heavy chain binding. Gene Ontology annotation, biological process: transport along microtubule. The transcript has 17 exons.
UGCAGUUUGUCCCUUCCCGACAUCCGUAGCCAAGCAUCUCCAUCUUUGUGUAUUCCACUGUGGAAGUAUCUAUUUAUCAGUAACUACUGGAUUAUAGGAAUAACUACAAAAAGGAAGAACUCGUGGUGAAAUCUCAGGUCACUGAUCAUGUCGGACAAAAGCGAGCUAAAGGCAGAAUUAGAACGCAAGAAGCAACGGCUUGCACAAAUAAGGGAGGAGAAAAAAAGAAAAGAGGAAGAAAGAAAAAAGAAAGAAGCUGAUCAAAAGAAAGACGCCCCUCCACUUCAAGAUGAUUCCGACUUGGAGAAGAAGCGGCGUGAGGCUGAGGCACUGCUACAGAGUAUGGGCAUCACACCUGAUGCACCCGUUGCACCGCCACUCCGAGUAGUAACAGCGGAUACCUGUCUGUUUCACUAUUUAGUCCCUCCACCCAUGUCUCCAUCUUCCAAGUCUGUGAGCACGCCAAGUGAGACAGGGAGCCAAGAUUCUGGUGAUGGCGCCAUUGGAGCUAGGACUCUGCAUUGGGAUGCUGAUCCAUCAGUUCUUCAGCUUCAUUCUGAUUCUGACUUGGGACGGGGCCCCAUUAAACUGGGAAUGGCCAAGGUUACACAUGUAGAUUUCCCCCCUCGUGAAGUUGUGUCAUAUUCUAAGGAAACCCAGACUCCUGUGGUGGCACAGCCAAAAGAAGAAGAGGAUGAAGAGGAGGAGAUUACACCAUCUAAACCUGUAAUUAUAUCUGAGGAAGCAAAGGCCAUUCAAAAGGAGGAGGAAGAAGUUCCUCCUCAUGAAUUGACUGAAGAAGAAAAACUACAAAUCCUGCACACAGAGGAGUUUUUGUCUUUCUUUGAUCACAGCACCCGCAUCAUCGAGCGGGCCCUCUCUGAGCGUGUGGAUGUCUUCUUUGACUAUAGUGGCAGAGACUUGGAGGAGAAAGAAGGGGAGAUCCAGGCAGGGGCCAAAUUGUCCUUAAACAGACAAUUUAUGGAUGAACGUUGGUCAAAGCAUCGCGUUGUUACUUGCUUGGAUUGGUCUCCUCAGUAUCCUGAACUGCUUGUUGCUUCAUACAACAACAACGAGGAUGCCCCCCACGAGCCAGAUGGUGUAGCCCUUGUGUGGAACAUGAAAUACAAGAAAACCACACCAGAGUAUGUCUUUCAUUGCCAGUCUGCAGUUAUGUCAGCUGCCUUUGCAAAAUUUCAUCCUAAUCUAGUUGUUGGUGGCACAUAUUCUGGUCAAAUAGUUCUGUGGGAUAACCGUAGCAAUAAAAGGACUCCGGUGCAAAGGACACCCCUCUCUGCCGCUGCUCACACGCAUCCUGUUUACUGUGUUAACGUCGUUGGAACGCAGAAUGCACAUAACUUGAUCAGCAUCUCUACAGAUGGGAAAAUGUGCUCCUGGAGUUUAGACAUGCUCUCCCAGCCACAGGACAGUAUGGAGCUCGUCCACAAGCAGUCCAAGGCUGUGGCUGUCACCUGCAUGUCCUUCCCUCUGGGAGACGUGAAUAACUUCGUGGUUGGAAGUGAAGAGGGCUCUGUGUACACUGCCUGCCGCCAUGGAAGCAAAGCUGGAAUCAGUGAGAUGUUUGAGGGUCAUCAGGGACCAAUUACUGGCAUUCACUGCCAUACUGCUGCAGGACCAGUUGACUUCUCUCAUCUCUUUGUAACGUCUUCCUUUGACUGGACAGUGAAACUGUGGACAACCAAGAAUAACAAGCCGCUGUACUCAUUUGAGGACAACUCAGACUAUGUUUAUGAUGUCAUGUGGUCUCCCAGCCACCCUGCUGUGUUUGCCUGUGUUGAUGGAGUCGGCCGGCUUGACCUGUGGAAUCUCAACAGCGACACUGAGGUUCCCACAGCCAGUAUAAUGGUGGAGGGCAAUCCUGCUCUGAAUCGCGUCCGAUGGGCUCAUUCUGGAAGAGAAAUUGCAGUUGGUGAUUCAGAUGGGCAGAUCCUCAUCUACGAUGUCGGAGAGCAAAUUGCAGUUCCACGCAGUGACGAGUGGUCUCGUUUCGCCCGAACGCUGGCAGAAAUCAAUGCCAACAGAGCCGAUGCUGAAGAGGAGGCAGCAGCUCGCUUGUCAGCCUGAUGACUGAGGACGGAUUUUGUUAAAACUUGUUUAAAAAAAAAAAAAAAACCAAACCCUUAAUGCAGGUAGUUUGUACUCUUUGCUACAUUAGCCACCGUCACAAAGACUUUCAGGACAUUCUCGAUUUAAUCCUUUUUAUUCAAUCUUACAGCGAAAAUCGUUUUUUCUAAUAUGCAAAUGGGACACUAUUUCAUUAAAAGACGGCGCUUGUUUGCGUAGUUUAACGUAUUUAUACAGAAUACUUCAGGAUGAACGAGUUUUCUUAUAGGGCUACUGACACUCAUGCUGCAUAUGAAGAUCUUUCUUUUCCAUCAGAUGGCUUUCACAAUGAAUGGCGCAAAAAAUUUUAAAAUGAUUUUCUUUUUUAAAUCCAGUACCAGCCAUAUAUUAACCAAAACAGCACAGGAACCACAAGCCUUAACGAGAAAACCUCUCCAUGAAAAUUUCACCUUUGUGUACUUUGAUUUCUUCCAAUGUUAUUCCUGUCAUUUCUGCUUCCUAAUGACGUUAACUGUCCGCUGUAAGAGGGCGUUUGUUUUAUUACUUUGUUCUGAAUUUGAGUAACGAGCUCAGCAUUUUUAGGUUGUUAGCGUGGUGUUUGCUCUUCUGAUGACAUUCCCAUUAACAGGACGAUCCCAGCGGCGUCAAAUCUCAUCUUGAGCCGCACUCCCGUGUUGGCGGGUGACGUCACAGCUCAACGGAAACAAGAGAAUGAAGGGCGAGGUUGACGCCGCUGCUGUCGAGCAUGUCGAUGAGUACGUAGUGCUGAGCGCAAUGUUAGAAAUCAACUGAUUGUAACAAAUACAGACGAAUUGAGCAUGACAAUAAAUCGGCACUGUCACUCGG